This is a messenger RNA of Kluyveromyces lactis, 801 nucleotides long. RefSeq names its product putative protein-lysine N-methyltransferase (gene EFM6). Lineage: Eukaryota; Fungi; Ascomycota; Saccharomycetes; Saccharomycetales; Saccharomycetaceae. The coding region runs from base 1 to 801 and encodes 266 amino acids. The transcript has a single exon. The record is from RefSeq and is a predicted model, not a curated record.
AUGUCACUUUUAGAAGUGCUGACGAGAGAUCGAAAAGAGCGAACAGUGUUGGAGACCUGUAAGGCAUUCAUUAUGGGGGAUGUGCCGUUUUCAAGUUGUUUUGAGGAACUAGUGCCAGCUAGGCCAAUUGAGCAUCUGGGCAAAAUUGAUAUGUCUUUCAAUGGAAAACUGCCGAGUCCUCUUAUAAUCAAUGAAGAUGGUGGUGAAUCCGGAUGCGGAGGUAAAGUGUGGAUAGCAGGUGAACUGCUAUGCGAAUAUAUCCUUGAAAAAUCCGACAAGGAACAUUUGCUAAGUCAUUUGUUUCCAGAUGGGAAUUGCAAUAGCGUUUUGGAACUGGGUAGUGGUACAGGUCUAGUUGGGCUUUGUGUUGGUCUAAUGGAUCAAGCGAAUGAAUAUUCAGAUCGUGAAGUUUAUAUUUCUGACAUUGAUCAGCUGCUUGGUCUCAUGGAAUCUAAUAUUCAAGUCAACGGAUUGGAUGAUAAGGUUCACGCCGAGGUGUUAUGGUGGGGGAAUCCCUUGCCGGAUGUAUUUGUCAAGAAACCGGUUGAUUUAGUGCUAGCUGCGGACUGUGUGUACUUAGAAGCUGCUUUCCCAUUAUUGGAAAAAACACUGUUAGAAUUAACUGAUGGGGAGAAUGUGCCAAUUAUUCUAAUGGCAUACAAGAAAAGGCGUAAAGCGGACAAACAUUUCUUCCAAAAGAUCAAGAAGAACUUUAAAAUUGUAGAGAUACGAGAUUUUAUUAACUUCGAUAAAUAUUUGAAACAGAGAACUCAUUUGUUUCAGCUUAUGAGGGAGAAAUAA